This is a messenger RNA of Dothidotthia symphoricarpi CBS 119687, 654 nucleotides long. RefSeq lists its product as uncharacterized. The record is from RefSeq and is a predicted model, not a curated record. The transcript has 2 exons. Bases 1 to 654 code for a protein of 217 amino acids. Lineage: Eukaryota; Fungi; Ascomycota; Dothideomycetes; Pleosporales; Dothidotthiaceae.
AUGCAUUUUCCAGGACAACGGGUCGCCGCACGACAAAUUGGUUCUAUAUUCUCUAGUAUUGGGGGAGAACUCACGUCGAUUUUUGCAGGUGUCACUGCUUCGCCAAUCUCGCUACCUUCUCUUGCUCUGCCUUCGGUCGCGGCGACAACAACUUCUUCUUCAGCUGCGGCAGUAAUAACUACCAGUGCGCCAGCCGUCUCUACAUCUCCAAUCACACCAUCAUCCACAUCCACAUCCACAUCCACAUCAAGCAGUACUCCCACUACAAACAGAAACACUUCCACACUAGCCACCAGCACUUCCGCUUCAGACCCCAUUCCGUCACCAAGUACAUCAUCAAUUUCCACAUCAACCAACACCCCCACAUCUGCAAAAAGCAGCUCAACAAACAUCGCCGCAAUAGUCGGCGGAGUCGUAGGCGGUCUCGCAGUCCUCGGCAUCGUAAUCAUAGCACUGUACUGGAUCAAACGGCGGCAUCCCAGUCGAUCAAAAGCCGAACCGGAACUCGAGGCUUCGUAUAUAGCGCCUCCGAAAUACGAAAGCAGCACGCCGCCAGAGGUCACGCAUGCGCAUCAUCAGACGCCGGAUCUCGCGCCGCAGGAAGUAGAUGGGAGGUGGAACCAGGUGUAUGAGCUGCCUGCGGAGCGGAAAUGA